ACCAAUGGGCCAGUUUUCCAGGUAAAUACUUUGGGGCCUAAUACGAAAACCCAUCGUAUCCUUCGUUCUGUACUGAAUUCUGGAGGAGGAACCCUCAACAGCAGCACUUCUGGUGAUAUAUUGAAGUUGGAGCGUUCUUUUUCCUGUACUGGUAGCUAAACUUGCUAUAACCCUCAACAGAUUCCUCUCUGAACUGUUCGCACUUGAUUCGUCGCUUCCGGAGAAUUAGGGCUUUUUCUUGUACGGGUCAAGAUUAAUAGUGUCUAGUUUGAUCGAAUGGAUCCUAGAUACACAGGAGAGAUGUUAAGGCACUUGGAGAAGCAGAAUGAGCACCUCAUGGAUGCCUAUCGAUCCAUGUCCCACGAAUUGCAUAAACUUCAGGUAGAGGAAGAAAUGCUGAUGCGCAAGUUCUAUGAACUGAUGUCGGCUCAAAGUCCAGCAAGAAAGAAUGAGGAAGAAAGUUCUACUUUACCGGAUGAUGGCAGGAACGGACAAUCCAGCGCUUUGAUUCUAGCGUGCAACAAUGAGCCAAUUGGACAAUCCAGCGCUUCUUUGAUUCCAGUGUGCAGCGAUGAGCCUAUUGGACAAUCCAGUGCAUUGACUCCUGUGAGCGGAAAUGAGCAAGAAAUAAUGGGGGAUCAAGUUCAAUGAAUCCCGUAUAACUUAUGAUUCUCUUUAUUCUUUCUUUCAGCGGGUAUCUGGGACAUAGUUAUGUAUAUUCAUAUUAAGUCCCUCUUAUGACCAAAUAGUAAAAGAAAUUGACGGGAUAAUUCACCUAAAUUUUUUGUUGCUUUGGAAAUUUGUAGGACAGUGCGAAGUUCUGUGAAAAUAUUGAUAUAAUAGAGAACAUACAGCCAACCCCAAAAGUUUGGUGCAA
Molecule: messenger RNA, 877 nt
Organism: Rhododendron vialii
Lineage: Eukaryota; Viridiplantae; Streptophyta; Magnoliopsida; Ericales; Ericaceae
Exons: 4
Coding region: 277-651 (124 amino acids)
Source: RefSeq, a predicted model, not a curated record